Messenger RNA from Hippocampus comes (tiger tail seahorse), 944 nucleotides. RefSeq names its product small integral membrane protein 24 (gene smim24). The record is from RefSeq and is a predicted model, not a curated record. The coding region runs from base 422 to 706 and encodes 94 amino acids. NCBI's taxonomy places the organism in Eukaryota, Metazoa, Chordata, Actinopteri, Syngnathiformes, Syngnathidae. The transcript has 3 exons.
AACUCAUCAAUCAGCCUUCUGUCGAUCAAGUCAGAUGUUGCCUUCAUGGACAAUCUGUAAUCAUAACACGUUCGUCACCUCACUGGUCUACUUGUGACAUUACAGCUUUCCUCAUGAACGAUGUCUGUCUCCUAACAAGCCAGGCCUUGCCUAUAGGGACCGCUAGUCUGAAAUCACAAUCUUACUUCCAACUAAUGAAGUUUGUCCUUGUCGUAAUACUUGUUGGAUGCGUAUUACCGAGGGGCUGCACGCUGCUUGCGACUAACACACACAGCAGGCAGCGUGAUGAUUCCACGCCCUGGUUGGAAGGGAAAGCACAGCGUAUCGGUGACCUUUGAUCACCGCAGUAAAAGGAAAGGCUUGAGGAGUGUAGCGCGUCAUCUGUCUUUGUGUGUGAACAAGCUACUCGGACACUUUCGGGAUGUUUUGGGCUUUUGUCGUCUUCUGUGCGCUGCAGAGUGCAGCCCAGGCCUCCACUCGCAAAACAGAUGUGCGUGCGUCCGCCUCCGGCUCGGUGACGCUUCAGCCGUGGUUGACGGGGCUGACGGCCGUGGUGGUCUUCCUCUUCGUCGUCUUUGUCUUCGUCAUCCUCAGCAGACUCCUGAAGAAGGACAGGGAAGACGAGGUGGAGGAGGAAGACAUGUUUGGGUACGAGAACAAGGUGGUGGAAAUGCGCGAAGACGAAGUGAAACAAACCAGCUUGUAGGACAAAGGAUGGAUUUCCCAGCUUUGGUUUCGUCUCCAGGAAGACUUUUUUUUUUUUUUUUGCCUUUUGCCACAAAUGUCCACGUAACAAUCACAUCUCAGUCUGUGCGCUACGUUAAACAUAUCUUGACACCUUGGGUGUCCAAAUGUGGUCAAUAAAACGCUGCCUCUUCUUGACUCUGCCGGAGCCGCGUGCCGUUAUGUGGCCUCCAGAUUGGAUGCUUUCUGGACAAAAAAAA